Anopheles funestus (African malaria mosquito) is the source of this 1195-nucleotide messenger RNA. RefSeq names its product transcription termination factor 3, mitochondrial (gene mTerf3). Gene Ontology annotation, biological process: regulation of DNA-templated transcription; mitochondrial ribosome assembly. The record is from RefSeq and is a predicted model, not a curated record. The transcript has 2 exons. Lineage: Eukaryota; Metazoa; Arthropoda; Insecta; Diptera; Culicidae. Gene Ontology annotation, cellular component: mitochondrion. Gene Ontology annotation, molecular function: double-stranded DNA binding. The coding region runs from base 68 to 1132 and encodes 354 amino acids.
UCGUUUGUCAGCUUACGACAAAACAAAAACAUUACCGCAUGCCUUGCGCUCCAAAACCGGCACAAAAAUGCGGGGUCUGUUACAAAGCAUAGUUAAAGUGGGCAUUCGUACUCGGCCAGAGUCCUUACUACGGCGUCAAUUGUGCACAAAGGUGACCGUUACCGCACCGCAUCACAGUGCCUUGCAACGGUAUGAGGAUGAUCUACAAAACGAGUUCCAGCAAGUGCUCCGAGAAGAUCAACGAUCCGUACUCGAUCCGGUACCGGAUCCGGCGUCUUUGGAAGCCUUCCCGAACACUAAGCCCGCAUUCAACUUUGCAGCUUAUGUGAACAAAUCGCACACCCUGCAGCAACUCGUAUCACUCGGCGUGGAACUACACAAGCUGGAAAAGCGCAAGGGUAUCCCUCAGUAUGUGCUGGGAUUGGAUUUUGAGCGAGAUAUGAAGGAACAUAUCCGAUUCCUCGCGGACGUUGGUGUGCCGGCGGAAAUGUUGGGAGAAUUCCUCACAAAAAAUCCAUUAAUUUUCAAAGAGGAUUUGGCAGAUCUUGAAACACGAAUGAAUUAUUUACAGUCGAAGCAAUUUCUGCCACAAGAAAUCACACGGAUAGUGACUAAAAACCCGUUCUGGCUUAUGCUCAGUACCAGGCGGAUCGAUCGCCGGUUAGGGUACUUUCAGAAAACGUUUCAUCUUGCAGGGAAUGAAGUGAGAACGCUAGCAACCAAACAACCAAGGCUUAUUACGUACAACUUGGAACAUGUGCGAAAGAACACAUUCACCGUGCAGGAAGAGAUGGGAUUCGAAAAGGAGGAAGUAAAGCAGCUGCUGCUGAGUAAGCCACGGAUUUGGAUGAUAAAAACCGAAGCAUUGCAGUACCGGUUUGAAUACAUUCAUCGCCGUAUGAAGAUUUCUCAUGCAGAAAUUCUCCAAACACCAGAUCUGCUGUUAACACGCGACGUUCGGAUCAAACAAAGACACGGUUUUCUCAAAUUUCUCGGUAAAGUGCAGUACGAUCCCAAGAAAGAGCUGUAUAUUCCGCUAAAAUCACUGGCCGAGGGAACCGACGAGGAGUUCGUUACAGAAGUCGCUAAAUCGAACAUGGAAUGUUACAAUCGCUUCCUGAAAACGCUCUGAACGCUGGACGCAUGUCUUAUGCUAUGGAGAGAUUAAUAAAACAAAAAAUAGUGCAAUAGGAAA